AUGUCCAGGUCUCCUUAUCUUCAAGGAGCAACCAUCAAUCCUGCCGAGGAUUUUAGGAGGAUGAGGAGGAUCGUCGCUGAAGAUCUCGACUGGACUCUGGUCAUAGUGCCUUGUUUAUCAAAACUGUGUCUGCAGAGCUUCAUCAGAAACUUUGAGGGUACCUUUUUUUUCACUGUCGCUAAUUUGCACACUUCCUCCUGAUUUAUAAAAAGUUCAACUUUUUUUUCUUCUUUCAAAAUGUGAACCUGUUACAGAGAAACCCAUAUUUGAAGAACUGUCCCCCACCCAGAGGGACUUUGUGCAGGAGGGACUAUCAACUUCCCUGCCUCUGAACCUGACAGCCAACCUCAUCAGUGAUGGAGUCUUCUGGAAACGAUGCUGUGAGGAGCGGUGGGACUUAUGUGAUGUCUCACAUUACGGCCACAGCUGGAAGCGAAUGUUCUUUGAGAGGCACAUGGAGAAUAUAAUUGAGCUUUUUAUUCCAUAUUCAACGGAGGAAAAGACGGUUCUCGAGAUGGUACCUCUUUGUAAGAACUACGUCAAGAGGCUGAACAUCUCCCAACUCCUGCCGCCAAUCAGAGAGCCAGAGGGGGAGGAGGAGGACGAACUUGGCUUAGAUUCGCCGUACCAAAACGAGAACGAAGGACAGAGCAUGGACCAUUUCAACUUUAAAAUCUUGCUCAGUAAGCUAACAAACCUGGAAGAGCUCCAUUUGGUGUACAAGGUCAAUCAGUGCGGCAUGAACUUUGAAUGGCAGAUGUUUGAGAUGACCGACAAAGACUGUAAAUCCCUCGCUUCUGCCUUGAAAUCUUGCAAGACUCUGAAGGUGAAUAUUGAUCAUUUCAAGCCUGUUGAUCUAAAGAACUUAGCAAACAAAAUCCUCUGACCUUCUCACGAGUAAUAAAACGUCAUUUACAGACAUUUUGACAGUCCCCUGUACCAUGAAACGAGGAAAUUCUUUUAGGCAUCACCCAAGUAUUACAUUCAUACUCUAUUCACAUCAAGGCAGAGACAGCAGAGCCUUUGGCUGCAGCCUAAAUAAGUCACUAUAUGACACAACAUUUUUGUCAUCAUGUUUUACCACAGCAUGAGAACAUUACAUCCAUCAGCCAGUCUCUGUGCUGAGAUAUGGAAACUGCAAGAUUACUGCAGAACAUAAUCAGAUCAUUAAGUUUGAUUCACUAAUUGUUACAGCCUUCAUUGAUAUUUUGUCAGUCUUAACUUAUAUGAGGUCCUGUCCUGUUCAGGCAUUUGUAGGUGUGAGAAUUUGUGUUUUCAACCCUUUUGCCCUUUAAUAUUUCAUCUUUACCAUUGCAGGUCCAUUUUUUUGUUUGUGCUUCUCACCGUUUCCUCUUCCUUCGCAGAUUUUAAGGCUCCAUGAAAGCCACAUCGAGGAUAAAAAGUGCCUGCUGCUCGUGAAACACCUUUUGGACCACCCGUCCCUGAGAGAACUCGACUUUUCUCACAACCUGAUCGGAGACAAGGGAGCCAGAGCUGUCGCCAAACUGCUCAACAAAAGUCAACUGGAGACCCUGAAUUUGUACGACAAUGAUAUUAGAGACCAUGGAGCCAAAGCUCUAGCUCAUGCCUUGGCCAAGAACCCGACUCUUCAGUCCCUCAACCUGCGUCUGAACCGUGUCGGAGAUGAGGGGGGUCAGGCUAUUGCAAACGCCUUACUGAACAACAAAACCCUUUCUCAUCUGCACCUGGGAGCCAACAAGGUGACGGAGCCGACAGUCAUCACACUGGCUAAAGUGAUCGCUCAGAAUAACACCCUAAAGAGCAUCAAUAUUUCCUGCAACUGCCUGGGUGAGGUAAGUCAAGCGCUAAAUCUAGAUCACUGAUAUGAGGGGGAAUAGAUUGAAACUCUGUACGGUUAGUGUAGAAAAUCUAGAUCCAGACUAACCAGAUUGUGAUUUUAACAUAACGAGUUGCUGCAGUUUGACUCCUUUUUAAUCUUUCUUUUCAACAGCAGAAAAAAAACAUUAAGAAAACUUUAAAUCAGGACACUGAAGGACUGUUCUCAUUUGUUUCCCUCACCCUAAAGCAGCUGUUCCUCCUCCUCCUUCUCCCUGUGAACACAUGGUACAGUGAGAGCAGCAGGCGGAAAAGCUUGAAAGUACACAGGUUUUUAAUUAUUCAUAGAUAUGUGUGGAAAAACAUGCAAUAAAGGAAAGCUAAGUAAGCCAGCGCUGUUUCCUGGGUGAGAGGUGGAUCUGAUUCUCCUCUCUCGUUGCAUGUCUGACGGGGAUAAACUGUGGAGGAUCAAAAAUCACCCACAAAGCAGAAAAUGCAACGCGCUGUACCGUCAAUAUCUCUGACCUUGGUCUGCAUCUCAGAAAUAGAGAUGCUUGUUUCAGACGUAACGAUGAAACAGCGGUGACACUCAGUGUGGGCUGUUCUGGGCAGAAAGAGCAGAGGGUUGAUUUUUGUUUUCAAUGUUGUCACGACUAUAUCUUAGCUAUGGAUGUAUGCAUCAGUGCCAAAUGUGUGUGACUGUUCUCGCUCUCUUUCUCUGCCUCUGUACAUGUUUGUGAAUGCAGGAUGGAGGUAAAGCUCUGGAGGAGGCGAUGUCCUACAACACCAGCAUAACAGAGUGUGAUGUGUGCCUGACAGGAAUGGGUGAGCAGAGCGUUUCCUUCAUCAACCAGGCAGUUUGGACCAACAAGAAAAACGCUAUUUAG
Xyrichtys novacula (pearly razorfish) is the source of this 2684-nucleotide messenger RNA. Lineage: Eukaryota; Metazoa; Chordata; Actinopteri; Labriformes; Labridae. The record is from the annotation of a GenBank genome assembly.